GGAAUGUAGAUAUCAAUUUCCAGACACAGAUCCCCAUUACUAUUCAAUCAUCGUAGGACGACUGUAUUCUCAUUCUAAACUCAAAUUUUGAUGCGACAACUCAAAAACUGAAUACAAAAUUUCAGCACACAAGUGCCUCACAAGUCUAAAGCACCUUUAAGCCAUGGAAUCGGCCCCAUCGAGCAGUGGCACCGGCUGCAACGUCCCGGCUACGGACACUGAAGAUACUGAAGGCCACGUGAGCGCAACAAAUGCUGAGCAAAAUAAUGGACAGAGUGAUUCGACUACCACUCAACUGGUUCCGGAGGAAGAGGGGGCUGCUGCCUCCUUCAGUUCCACAUCGGACUCCUUGACGGGCAGUUCGCUGCCCAGUGGAAACAUUGCAGAUCUGAACACUGACUCGCCGGCAGCUGGUGGCAGCUCAAGUGGUGCCGCGGAUCGCGAACGCAUCGAUCCGUCCGUCUAUGAGUGCAACAUAUGCUUCGACACCGCCAACGAUGCCGUGGUCACCAUGUGCGGGCAUCUGUUCUGCUGGCCCUGCCUGCACCAGUGGUUCCUGAGGCGCCCCCUGGUGAAGCUGUGCCCCGUGUGCAAGGGUACGAUUGACAAUGACAAGGUCAUACCAAUUUACGGGCGAAAUGCCGAGCAUCAAGUGGAUCCGCGCAACAGGAUCCCCACACGACCUGCUGGCCAGCGCCGAGAACCAAUGACGGCUCGCUUCGGCCUACGUCGCCCCGGUGGCAUUCGCAUGCUCGUUGGCACUCCAACCGCGGAAAACCAGGACGCACAGACACUUUCCAAGAUGUUCAUCUAUGUGGCCUUGAUCUGCAUAGCUUGGCUAUUCUUCUCAUAACUUGACAAAGACCGAUGGAAAACGCACGCACGCACACACACACAAUAACAACAACAACAACAUCAAAAACAAAAACAAAAACAAAAAC
This is a messenger RNA of Drosophila miranda, 941 nucleotides long. RefSeq names its product E3 ubiquitin-protein ligase RNF185-like. Lineage: Eukaryota; Metazoa; Arthropoda; Insecta; Diptera; Drosophilidae. The record is from RefSeq and is a predicted model, not a curated record. Gene Ontology annotation, molecular function: ubiquitin-like protein conjugating enzyme binding; metal ion binding; ubiquitin protein ligase activity. Bases 164 to 853 code for a protein of 229 amino acids. The transcript has a single exon. Gene Ontology annotation, cellular component: endoplasmic reticulum. Gene Ontology annotation, biological process: ubiquitin-dependent protein catabolic process.